GGUCACACAAGAUGGCGGCGCCCAAGAGCCGCUGAGGCGUGAAGCGGGGGAUGGCGUUGACGACGCUGGCGUCCGGGGCUCGUCUGGCACGGCGGCUGAGCGGGCCCGGGCUGGUGCGAGGGCACUGGACGGCGGCCAGGCGCUCGCGGAGCAGGCGUGAGGCGGCAGAGGCCGAGGCGGACGCGCCCGUGUUCCAGUACGUGGGUGAGCGCGCGGCCCGGGUCGACCGCAUCUUCGUGUGGGGAUUCAGCUUCUCGGGGGCUCUGGGCGUGCCCACCUUUGUGCUGCCCGGCUCUGGGCCGCAGCCCCGCGCCGGCUCGCGGUCACGCCGCAGGAUCCAGCCCGUGCCCUACCGCCUGGAGCUGGAUCAAAAGAUUUCAUCUGCUGCCUGUGGCUAUGGAUUCACAUUGCUGUCCUCUAAAACCAAAGAUGUUACAAAAGUUUGGGGUAUGGGACUCAACAAAGAUUCUCAGCUUGGAUUUCACAGGAGCCGGAAAGAUAAAACUAGAGGCUACGAGUAUGUUUUGGAGCCCUCUCCUGUCCCACUGCCUCUGGACAAACCUCAGGAGACAAAGGUGCUGCAGGUCUCCUGUGGCAGAGCACACUCUCUCGUCCUGACAGACAGCGAAGGAGUUUUCAGCAUGGGAAACAACUCUUAUGGGCAGUGUGGAAGAAAGGUGGUGGAAAAUGAAAUUUACAGCGAAAGUCACAAAAUCCAUAGAAUGCAGGACUUCGAUGGACAGGUGGUCCAGGUUGCCUGUGGUCAGGAUCAUAGUCUGUUCCUAACGGAUAAAGGAGAAGUCUAUUCUUGUGGAUGGGGCGCUGAUGGGCAAACAGGUCUGGGUCACUACAAUAUCACCAGUGAACCCACCAAGCUGGGUGGAGACCUUGCUGGAGUGAGCGUGGUCCAGGUCACCACCUACGGAGAUUGCUGUCUGGCUGUGUCUGCUGAUGGAGGCCUCUUUGGUUGGGGAAACUCUGAGUACCUGCAGCUGGCCUCUGUCACUGACUCCACACAGGUGAACGUCCCCCGGUGCUUACCCUUCUCAGCGGUGGGCAAGGUAAAAGAAGCUGCGUGUGGUGGUACAGGCUGUGCGGUGUUAAAUGGAAAAGGACAUGUUUUCGUCUGGGGCUAUGGAAUUCUUGGGAAAGGACCAAACCUAGUGGAAACUGCUCUUCCAGAAAUGAUUCCACCCACUCUCUUUGGCUUGACAGAGUUCAAUCCAGAAGUCCAGGUUUCCCGCAUUCGAUGUGGGCUCAGCCACUUUGCUGCACUUACCAACAAAGGAGAGUUGUUUGUGUGGGGCAAGAACAUCCGAGGGUGCCUGGGAAUUGGUCGCCUGGAAGACCAGUUUUUCCCCUGGAGGGUGACGAUGCCUGGGGAGCCUGUGGAUGUGGCGUGUGGCGUGGAUCACAUGGUGACCCUGGCCAAGUCAUUCAUCUGAAUCUCCUCUCUGACCUGUGCAAGUCUGGUCCUGGCCUUGGUGCCACUUGUACUGCUCAGCAGAGGCAGGUUCUUGCACGGUGGUCCAGGAGCAUCAGGAUUCUUUGUAGAGUGUGGUGCUUGCCCCUGAAUCCCUUCACAUGGACAUACUGAGUGUCUCGGGGUUGUGGUCCCAUCUCCAGUGAAGAAAGAGACCUGCUGCGUUUAACACAGGACGGCUGCCCUCAGCGGGCUGAGCUCCCGAGGAGUCCCAGGGCUGUUGAGGCCCAGGAAGGGGAGGGUGCAGAUAAUUCCCACAUUUCGACUCUGUCCAAGUAACAUGUGGGUGGCUUCUGGUGUCAUGUCUGGCCCAAGAAACUGGUCUUAGAAAAGUUCAUCUCUCAUGGCGUGCCAUUUUAUUCGAUCCUCAAAGGUGGCCGACAACAUGCAGUGAUCAGGAGGGCCUCCGUCUCCCUCUGUUGUGGCAGGUCUCUGGGUGUGCGUCUGGGCAGGCUGUGCGCAGGUCUCCAGCUGAGCAAGCAGCCUGAAGUACCUUGCGCUUACCCCACGUGCAGCCAUCAGCAUGUGCCAGCCGCCACCCCGUGGAGCCUUGUAACCAUUCUCACUGCCUGGCAUGGAAAAUUUGGGAAGCCCCCUCAGGAAGAAGACCGAGGCCAAAUUCUUGUGGUCUGAACACACCCGCAAAAGCUUGGCUGGAGUGCCAGCCUUGGAGAGGAAAGUUGCAGAAAUUGUGAAAAACAUUGGAUUUAGUAACGUAACUUGUCCUUUCCUUUAAAAACAUCUUUUAAAAAUCUCCUUUGGAAUAAAGUCUAUU
Molecule: messenger RNA, 2258 nt
Organism: Cynocephalus volans (Philippine flying lemur)
Lineage: Eukaryota; Metazoa; Chordata; Mammalia; Dermoptera; Cynocephalidae
Gene: RCC1L
Product: RCC1 like
Exons: 11
Coding region: 51-1445 (464 amino acids)
Biological process (GO): positive regulation of mitochondrial translation
Cellular component (GO): mitochondrial inner membrane
Molecular function (GO): rRNA binding; guanyl-nucleotide exchange factor activity
Source: RefSeq, a predicted model, not a curated record